CUGGAGCAAGUUGGCACUCUUCAAAGAAAACACUGAACUAAAGACAACCUCAUCGCAAAAGCCUCAGAAAAACAACAUUGCGUCUGGCAAACAGUUCUUCUGAAGAAAAAAAUUAUUACAUACUUCUCCACUUCUACAUUCACUCUAAAGAUGUCCAGAUUGGUGCUCUUUGUUCUGGUGGUGAUGUUGCAAGUGUGUUUGACAUUGUCCAACCCGUUGCCUUCUGCUGCUCCAGACAAUGCUGGACUUCUUGGAAGAGCACAGCAGGUGUACAGGGACACAAAGACUAAAGUUCUAAAUGUUGGCAGCACAGCUGCUGGUUUCGUUGGCAUGUACUUUGAGGACCAUCUCAAACCUGUAGCUGACUCUUACAUGGAGUGGGCUAAAGACGGUGCAAGUUCCCUUUGGGAGAGACUGAAAAGAAAAGUGCCCACCUUCAGAUCAACCCAAGAUAAAUAAGCAGAACAGACCUUUAGGGAACAAAAAGACUCCCGAUCAAACCUCACUUAAGUUUUAAGUAUACUGAUAUUGUGGAAUUAAUGCACUGAAUCAUACCACCAAUGUAGUCAUUCCAUUGCAAUAAUGCAAACAUGAUGUAAUGUAAAAAGUGCAACUAAACUGUAAGAAUGUUUCCUUUUAACACCUAACUAAUAAAAGUGCUGGAUAAUAUCAGAA
Molecule: messenger RNA, 675 nt
Organism: Rhinichthys klamathensis goyatoka
Lineage: Eukaryota; Metazoa; Chordata; Actinopteri; Cypriniformes; Leuciscidae
Gene: apoc4
Product: apolipoprotein C-IV
Exons: 4
Coding region: 151-459 (102 amino acids)
Source: RefSeq, a predicted model, not a curated record